UCUCUCUCACAAUCUCUGCGUGGUGGAUCCAAAUUAGAAACGGAAUGGCAAGAUGGAACCAGAUGACUUCAGAGCCUGCCUCAUCUCCAUGGGUUAUGAUCUGGGUGAGGUGGAGUUUGCACGGAUUAUGACCCUGGUCGAUCCUAACAACACCGGCGUGGUGACCUUCCAGGCCUUCAUUGACUUCAUGACCCGUGAGACAGCUGAGACAGACACUGCUGAACAAGUAAUGGCCUCCUUCAAAAUCCUGGCCUCGGACAAGGUAACACGCUUCAGCAUAGUCACUCGGGAAUGUUCAAUCGCCACAACUCACACCCGGUUAACAGCUAACACUCCCCGCCAGUUAACACAGGGAGCUCUACCCUGUAUCUAACCCCGGGCUGGCCCUGUCCCUGGGAGUGUUUG
Messenger RNA from Chiloscyllium plagiosum (whitespotted bambooshark), 405 nucleotides. The record is from RefSeq and is a predicted model, not a curated record. Lineage: Eukaryota; Metazoa; Chordata; Chondrichthyes; Orectolobiformes; Hemiscylliidae.